Messenger RNA from Stereum hirsutum FP-91666 SS1, 1046 nucleotides. RefSeq names its product kinase-like protein. The transcript is spliced from 3 exons. Gene Ontology annotation, cellular component: cytosol; cytoplasm; nucleus. The record is from RefSeq and is a predicted model, not a curated record. Gene Ontology annotation, molecular function: protein serine/threonine kinase activity; ATP binding. Lineage: Eukaryota; Fungi; Basidiomycota; Agaricomycetes; Russulales; Stereaceae. The coding region runs from base 28 to 852 and encodes 274 amino acids. Gene Ontology annotation, biological process: negative regulation of glycogen biosynthetic process; protein phosphorylation; intracellular signal transduction.
CUUGGCGCAGGCGGGUACGGAUUCGUCAUGACUGCGCGCCAUAGGCUGGAACAGUGCGAGGUCGCGGUUAAGUUUAUUAUCAAGGCGAAGGUGCCGGACCAUGCAUGGAUGGAGGAUCGGAGCGGACAUAGGGUUCCGACUGAGGCGUUGUUGCUGGGCCUAUUGGACCACGAGAAUAUCGUCAAGUGUCUAGACUUGUUCGAGGACGAUCUCUAUUUCUAUCUCGUACCGUUCCUCGAACCUCCGGUUGCUCCGUCCGCAAGACCGGCAGUCGUACGUCGUCCUUCACACGACCUGUUCGAAUGUAUCGAACAGUCGAAGCAUAAACGACUUUCGGAGGAUCAGGCGAGAUAUAUCUUCGCACAGGUGGUCGAGGCCGUUUAUUACCUCAACAGCCAGGGCGUGACGCAUUGCGAUAUCAAGGAUGAGAAUAUUUUAGUCGAUAGUGACCUCAAGGUCAAACUGGUCGAUUUCGGCUCUGCCGUCGUCACCGACCCCAACUGCACCCGUCCCUACUACACCCUUUUCUUCGGCACCACAGCCUACGCCGCCUCUGAAGUCCUCCUCAAAAGACCCUACCGCGCACCGCCCGCAGAGAUAUGGACUCUUGGCGUCCUACUCUCCUACCUUCUUACGGGAAACUCGCCGUUUCCGACGGAGAGGGACGCGAUCAAGGGUAGGGUGGUAAUGACGGAGAAAAGCGCGUCGUGGCUGGGCGAGGGGCCCAUGGACAUUAUGAUGAGGUGUCUGGAGCCAGAACCGGAAUAUAGGGCGGUGAUUGAAGAGGUCAGGGGACAUUGGUGGUUGGAAGGGGCGCUGGAGUAUGGGAGGAGCGACAGGGAGGAGGUCUGAGUAAAUGAUUUACAGUUUGAGGGGUGGGGUAUGGAUCGGCUUUUCGAUCUCGUGGCUGGUCUUAAAUGUCUUUCUCUGCCGGACUCUGGGUCGACUCGUUUCUCUUUCGGUCUCUUCCCUCUCGACUGGCGCUCUCUGUCGUUCUCGUUGGCUCAGUUAUACCUGCAUGGUCCCGGUUCUUAUAUCUUCGACUC